AUGCUUCUCCCCCGCGAUGGCAUGGCCACGAACGUUUCUGGUCCGCUCGAGUUGGGCGGGCCGAAUCGAGUCAAACAAAUUAUCGCAGGCAUGCUAAUCCCGACGGGCGUCGCCAUUAUUAUAUUCCUGUGUCGAGUCUACUCACGCGCAUUGGUCCUGAAGAAAUGGUGGAUCGACGACACGUUGACUCUGAUAUCCAUGCUCCUGACGAUUGCGCUUGUUGGUCUAGGCAUCGGCGCAACCAAGUAUGGCAACGGAUACCACGACGACGACAUUCCCAAGGAUGAUCUCUCCCGGCUAAUGGCGAUCUUCUGGAGCAUCAACCUCAUCCACCCCUUCACAAUGGCCACCUGCAAAGCUGGCGUAUGCUUCUUCUAUCUCCGCGUCUUCAUAGACAAGUGGAUGCGACUCCUCACCUUUGCAACCCUCGCCGUCAUCGUCUCCUGGUCUAUUCCCUGCUUCUUCAUCAUACUCUUCCAAUGUCGCCCCGUCCAAGGCGCCUGGGCACCUGACCAGACAAAUCUCAACUGCAACUCCAUCACGUCCACCCUCUACCUCACCGGAAUCGCCAACAUAUUCAUCGACGUGCUCCUCAUCAUAACCGUCGGCCCGCAAAUCCUCAAGCUCAACCUGCCGCCCCGCCAAAAGACGAGCCUUUUGAUCGUCCUAACGCUCGGUUGGAUGGCAAUGUUUGCCGCAGUCAUCCGCCUCUUCCGCAUCAACGAUGCGAUAGGCCGUCCUGAUCCAUACUGGACAUCUUACGAUACGGGAAUCUGGAACGCUCUCGAGCUCGCCAUAGCCAACAUCUGCGUCUCCAUCCCAGCCUGCAAACCCAUCCUCGACCUACUCUUCCCGACCCUCAUGUCCAGCCUCGUCCGCAACAGACCCGUCGACCCCAACUACCGCGGCAACGUCAGCCUUCAGACCACUGCUGCGCUGGCGCGGGCCAAGGCGGACUUGGAACAGUCGCUCGACGGCCGGGCGCGCCCGAUCUCGGAGUUUGGGAGCAUGCAGUCCCACAACAUGCUGUUGACUCCAGAUAUCGAGAUGCAGGCGCAGCGGCGGGGGUCGAAUGCCACGGACGGGUGGAAUAUCGAGGGGUCUGAUAAAAGAGACAGUCCAUGCGGUAGCACGGAGGAGAUCAUGCCGCACGGCCGGCCGAAGCGGGACGCCGUGUAGAUUUUGGAUGGGCUACCUUGCUUGGGGGAGUUCAAACUGGGUAAUUUUUUAACGGGGAAUGGGAAUAGGGCAUAUUACUUUUUGGUGGGGCCCAUUGGGGGGGCCAUGAUUUUACGGAUUGCGCGGAUACCAAAGGCGGGCGUUACUUCUUUUUGGGGGGACUGGGUUGGGUAGGAAGGCGCGCGGCGACGAUUAAAGGCAGGCGCGUCCGAGACGUGUAUAGUAACGAACUCAAUGCCGGGUUUGCAUGUUGGAUUGAUGAAGGACUGAAGACCUUUCACGAUGUUUUCAUAUAUAUACUACAUAUACGCAUGUGUAUAUACAACAUGGUGC
This is a messenger RNA of Pseudogymnoascus verrucosus, 1512 nucleotides long. RefSeq lists its product as uncharacterized. The transcript is spliced from 3 exons. Lineage: Eukaryota; Fungi; Ascomycota; Leotiomycetes; Thelebolales; Thelebolaceae. The record is from RefSeq and is a predicted model, not a curated record. Bases 1 to 1179 code for a protein of 392 amino acids.